Oenanthe melanoleuca is the source of this 1400-nucleotide messenger RNA. It is a transcript of the gene TMEM216, whose product is annotated as transmembrane protein 216. The transcript is spliced from 5 exons. Gene Ontology annotation, cellular component: ciliary transition zone. The coding region runs from base 276 to 701 and encodes 141 amino acids. Lineage: Eukaryota; Metazoa; Chordata; Aves; Passeriformes; Muscicapidae. Gene Ontology annotation, biological process: non-motile cilium assembly. The record is from RefSeq and is a predicted model, not a curated record.
CGCAGAACGGGGAUAUUCCUUCCCGUGUUCCAGUGUGGGAUUCUUCUCCCGCUGGAUACCCGGGGGGGUGGUUUGGAGGGACGGCGUCUCGAACCCGGGGCUCAGGGGUCGGUCCUCCAACCAUAGAGAGGUGCGGCUCGAGCGGCGGCGCGGGCGCCGCCAGACCAUCGAGAGGGAAGCGGGAGAGAGCGGCUCCGCCCUCACGGUCCGCGCCCUCGCCCGUAGCGCCCCCGUGCGGGCGAGCGCGGCGGCGGCGGUUCCCAUGGAGAUGGAAGAUGGCGCCCAGGGGCCGCCAUCGCUCCUCGGCUCCGCUGCAGGUCCUGCUCUUCCUCAACGGGUGGUACUGCGCCACAUAUUUUCUCCUGGAAGCGUUCGUGUUUGUGUACAAAGGGCUGCUCCUGCCCUAUCCCGUCUCCAACUUGGUGCUGGACGUGGUGCUGCUCCUCCUCUACCUCGGCAUUGAGGCCACACGCAUCUUCUUCGGCUCCAAGGGGAACCUGUGCCAGCGGAAGGUGCCGCUGUCCCUCAGCCUGGCACUUACAGUGCCAGCAGCUGUGCUGGCCGUGUACUACCUGCUGAUUCAGACAUAUUCCCUGCGCCUGGAAGCGUUCCUGAGCGCCAUCCUGCUCCUUUUCUACAGCCUGGAGCUGUUCCUGGGCUUGCUGGCACUGCUCUCCUUCUCCAGUGCGGAUCCCUACUGAGGACAUGGCACAGGGACACAGGGAAGCAUCACCCAUGAGAGUUCCACUUCCCAGCCCCUGGAAGGGGGAGGAUCCCACCUCUCCCACUGCCCAUUUCACCUGCUGUCACCUGAACACAUCCAUCCCACCUUUGUUGCUUCUACGUGGACACAUCCCUUCCAUUUUUCCUGCUUCCCACUUUACCACAGACAUGCUGCUACACAGAUUCAUCUCUCCCAUUUCCCACUUCCCACUUUACUCACUCCCCACCUGGACAGAUCCCUCUCACCUUUCCCACUCUCCACUCCACUUGGACUCAGAGCUUGAGCCAGCUCAAGGUAUGAAGAAUCCUUUCUUUUUCCUACAACCUUCCAGAAUAAUUCACUGUUUUCCAAUAAAUAUUUAUUUUUACCUGGUGCCCAGGAAUGUGGGUCCACCUGGGAAUGCUCAGGUGCUUCCAGCACCUCAGAGCUGAUUAGGAGCCCAUUGGAGGAGGAAGAGGGUGAGGGACAACGGGUGCAGAGAUUUCCCCAAAUCCCUCCCAUUCCCUCAUUACCCCAAAUCUCACUAUAGGAAGGCAACAGGAGCACUGUAUAAAAGACUGACAAUGUCAUCCGAGUUUAUUACACAAUUCCAACCUAUCCAAAGACAAAUCUAAUCACUGCGAGCAGGAGGGGCGGCGCCUCGCCGGGGCUUCCAGGGAUUUGCUCUGCAAUUUGG